Molecule: messenger RNA, 1269 nt
Organism: Parastagonospora nodorum SN15
Lineage: Eukaryota; Fungi; Ascomycota; Dothideomycetes; Pleosporales; Phaeosphaeriaceae
Exons: 3
Coding region: 1-1269 (422 amino acids)
Source: RefSeq, a predicted model, not a curated record
AUGUCCAAUGAAGAGGACACGUGCCAAGCUGGUUACCGUGAGUUCCUGCGUCACUUCGACGCUCCAUCUUCGCAAGGCGCUGCUCUUCUCGCCAAGAUGGCUACGUUCGAUCCUGGUUAUUUCACGCAUAAGCUUAGGGACAAUGUUCCAAUCGGCGAUUUUGAGAUCAUCAACAAGAAUGACACCGGAGGCUGUCUCGUCCUAUAUGCCACGCUCGAACAAUUAAAGGCUGCUCGAUCCGGACAGGGGGUUCCCGAUGUGUACUAUAUUGUGGUAGCCGAAACGCAUCCGUCCGAAUGCUCUGACCGAAGUAACAAGUUCCUGGAACAGCUAGAACAACGGAUGCUAGUUGGCAAAGUUCUUGAGAUGGCGAAGGAAAUGAAACAUUCUCCGGAAACUGGACGACCGUACGCAGCAAAGCAACCGCCGUUCAACUUCUUGAAUCUCUCUGGCGAGAAACUAACGGAUAGUUUCACCCAAUCUAAGCUUGUAGAGAUCCUAGGUCUUGACCAGCUGUCGCAUCUCACGCAUCGGACCCUGAUCAGCCAAAGCAAACUGAGCAAACCGAACAUAUCGAACGAGCUCGACAAAGCGGCGUCUUCACACAACGUGGUGGUGGAUGGCAACUCCUGUGGCAAAUUCGAGCUUCUUGGCUUCCCAGGCACAAUCUCAUCCUGGCACAUGGAUGUGAUGGGGAUGACAUGGAUACAGACACUUUCUGAGCACAAAGCGUGGUGCAUAGUCGACACUCCGGAUAACGACGAGUUGUGGGACGACUUCAAGGAACACGGUGUGGGAUGGAAACCCAAACUGGGCACUGUGAAGGUCAUCCCCCUAUCGGCAGGCGACACACUGCUGAUGAUGCCCGGGAAGUUCAAUGCGCACAUGCCCAUAUCUUUCGGAGACUCCUUUACACACAUGAUAGGUGGCCAGGUAUGGCCAAGAGAUCCCAGCUAUCUCAAGGGCCUCUUGCGUAGUUUGUCCUACGUAAUCGAGCACAACGACGUCGUGACCAACGAGCUGCCCCCAAGGCAACUGCCGGCCCUAAUCAAUAGUCUUCGUGAAGAAAUUGCCCUGUCCUUGCAAGGUACACAGUCGACUAUUUCAUCCGGCAGCCGCAACACACCAGAGUACGAGCAGCACCAUCUUGAUCAGCUGGACGAGUGGAAAGAACCCGUCGGCAAAGUCGAGGAGGAAAAGGUAGACCGCGCAGUCUGCCACGGCGCCUUCCCACAGUUUGGUCUUGUCAGACUUCUCUCUUCAUGCUGA